AUGUCUGCCACAACUUUCCCCAUAUUAGGCUAUUAUAAAGCCCGGGGUUUUGGUCAACCCAUACGACUGCUGCUGAACUAUGCGGGCGUCAAAUUCAUCGACAAAUAUUACGACAGACCGGGCGCUGAUAAUUUGGAAGCGUUUAAAGGUGAUUGGUUUAAAGUGAAAUUUACCCUGGGCCUCGAUUUUCCAAACGUACCAUACUAUAUGGACGGUGAGCUUAAACUAACACAGAGUACAGCCAUUAUGCGACACUUGGCCCGAAAGCACGGACUGGUGGCCACCGACGAGACCGGACUCAUACGCCAGGAUGUGUUGGAGCAACAGUUGGCGGACAUUGGAAGCGGUUACGCUAUUUUAUUGCGAAGCAACGACUAUGAGAUUGAAAAAGUUAAAUAUAUCGCCAAAACACUGACCCCACAGUUGGACGAGUUGUCCCGGUUUUUGGGUACCCGUCAGUGGUUUACCGGUAAUCACAUUAAUUAUGUAGACUUCUUGGCGUACGAACAGUUGGAUCGUUUCCGUCUCUUCAGUCCCGAUACCAUCGAUAAGUACCAGAAUUUGGUUCAAUUGUUGACCCGUUUUGAGAGUUUACCGGCGAUUAAGGCAUACAUGAAAUCACCGGAGUUUAUAAGUUGGCCAAUCGCUGGACCGGCCUAUCCGUGGGGUUUCAAAAGAUAG
This is a messenger RNA of Medioppia subpectinata, 681 nucleotides long. Lineage: Eukaryota; Metazoa; Arthropoda; Arachnida; Sarcoptiformes; Oppiidae. The record is from the annotation of a GenBank genome assembly.